This is a messenger RNA of Cyprinodon tularosa, 2263 nucleotides long. It is a transcript of the gene lipib, whose product is annotated as lipase, member Ib. Gene Ontology annotation, molecular function: carboxylic ester hydrolase activity; lipase activity. The record is from RefSeq and is a predicted model, not a curated record. The transcript has 10 exons. NCBI's taxonomy places the organism in Eukaryota, Metazoa, Chordata, Actinopteri, Cyprinodontiformes, Cyprinodontidae. Gene Ontology annotation, biological process: lipid metabolic process. The coding region runs from base 101 to 1471 and encodes 456 amino acids.
CCUGCUCCAUCCAGUCCCUCCCUCAGUCUGCAUUCAGAUGCUCCUCCUGUCAGAUCCUCUCCUUCUCUGGACUGCUGCGUCUCUGUAAACUACAGGAACCAUGUUGCUCCACGGACUUCUGGCUCUGCUGGGACUCCUUAUGUUCUGCAAAGGUCAGACAGAGAGCGGGACAGAGGAGGCCUGCGACAACUUCACCGACCUGGACCUUUCCCACUGCUUCAUGGGAACCAGUCUUUACGUCCGCCUGCUGCUCUACACCCGCUCUAACCUGGACUGUGGCAGAGAGCUCAACCACCACCACCUGUCCUCCCAGCCGCUGCUGGACCUCCGCCGUCCCACCGCCUUCGUCAUCCAUGGCUACAGGCCCACCGGAGCGCCCCCUAUCUGGAUCAACCACAUAGUGCACCUGCUGGCCGAGCAGGAGGACAUGAACAUCAUCGUGGUGGACUGGAACAGAGGAGCAGCCAACCUCAACUACUUCACUGCUGUGACUUACACCAGAGAGGCCGCUCUGAACCUGACGGGCUUCAUCAAGACUAUGCAGGAGGAAGGAGCCUCCCUGAGCUCCAUCCAUCUCAUCGGAGUCAGCCUGGGAGCUCACCUGGCUGGAUUCGUUGGAGCGAACCUGAAGGGGACAAUUGGUCGCAUCACAGGUCUGGACCCAGCUGGGCCGAUGUUCACCAGCGCCACACCAGAGGGGAGGCUGGACCCCUCUGACGCCAUGUUUGUGGACGUUCUGCACACCGACAUGAACUCUUUCGGACUCCGAGGAGCUCAUGGUCACAUUGAUUUCUACGCCAACGGUGGAACCGACCAACCAGGAUGCCCCAAAACCAUCUUCUCAGGUAAAUCUUACUUUGUGUGCGACCACCAGCGCUCUGUGUUUCUGUACCUGUGCUCCCUGAACCGAACCUGCCACCUCACUGGGUACCCCUGCUCCUCAUACAGCCGCUUCCUGGACGGACAGUGUCUGCAGUGUGAGGCCUUCAAACCUGCCUCCUGUCCUGUGCUCGGCUACAACCUUAGCCAGUGGAGAGAUGCUCUAGUGCAGCUUGGACAGACCAAAGUAUUCUUCAGCACCACCGCCUCCCUGCCCUACCAGAAGCUGAGCUACAGAGUGGACAUGGUGACUUGGAACCAGUACCUGAGAUGGGGGGUCGUCUACAUCCAUCUGCACAGUGGCAGGAACUUCACAGAGGCCCGGAUAGACCAUAAGCUGCUGCGGUUCGAACAGUACACCUCCACUCGACUGCUGGCCCAGUUCGAUGAGGACCUGCAGCCCAUCCAGAAGAUCUCCAUGCGGAUCAACACCGGGAACAUCAUCGGCCCUCGUUACAAGAUCAGGCUGCUGAGGAUUCGCUUCACGCCUCUGGAGCGUCCUGACAGGCCAGCGAUGUGCCGCUUUGACAUCAUCAUGGAGGAGAACCUGGAGGUGGCGUUCAGACCUCUGCCCUGUGAGUCACGCCUCUGACGGUGAGACCCGGUGGACCUCUUCUUCUCUGGACCACAUCAGAGUCCCAGCUCCAUUUGGGUUACAGGAUCUCCAGCCGCCAUCGACCUCCAGGAGAACCGGUGGACUCAUCACUGACUGGUGACCUGCUGCUGCUGUGGAUUCCUGGUGAUCAGAACCAGGAACUAAAAGCCCAUGUAGGGAACACAAAGGGAACGGAUUAGUGUUUCAGCUCACACAGAGAGGAUGAAUUUCCUUCUUUAGAGCAACAAAUAUCAGAAACCUUUCAUCUGCUUCAUAUUCCAGCCCUGUUCUCAUCAAGGGUGACUCAUUUGAUUAAGGGGAACAACAGGAAUCUAUUAGAGACAUGAAUGUUUAAGAAAAUGUUAUAGUUAUUAUAUUGAUGCAAGUGAUUUAACAAAAAGGCCUAAUUUGUUUAAGAAGACAGUCUAGUUAUCAUCCUUUAAACUGGUUGUGAUGGAUUCCUCUGCUGACCUAAAGGUUCAUCAGAUUCCUUCUUUGUUCACCGGUUGCUUUUUUUCAACUCCUAUGAAUCAUUCAGAUGUAAAAAGAAGUCUAAACUCUAGGAUUGAAGCUGUUUUAUAUAGAGAAAAGGGUAAAAACUGCUAAAUACCAGCAGCUUGUCACUAAGAUAAAAACACUAAGGCAAACCUUUUGAAUUUUAUUUAAAAAAAUUUCAGUGAUUAGAAGAAAAAGAAGGUUCCGGAUUUGAUUACCGGCCCGGGGUCCCUCUGCAUGGAGUUUGCAUGUUCUCCCUGAGCAUGCCUGGGUUCUCCCCAGGUACUCCGGCUU